CCCUAUUUGCCUUUCAAAUCAUUUGGUAAACGAUUCACUUUGCAACUCUUUAUAUUCUUGGCUUAAUGCAACUCAUCGGAAAAAUGUCGAUUAGUUUCUCAAAUAACUGUUUAAAAUAGACAUUAAGGUUAAUUGUCUCCAUAUUUUCGAAUUUAAUUAAUCUACGUUUUACUCCCCGGACUCAAGUGGUGGACGAUUGCAAUGACAACAAAGCAGAAAUAUCCCACUGAAAAGCAGGCGCUUUCCCAGAUAGAACACACAGCCUCCGAGAUCAAAUCCCAUUUGAAUGAGCAACUGAAAACAAUCGACGCCUAUGUGAGCAACCAUGCGACAACGUGCAAUGACAUCAAAGAUUUCCUCAAGAAGAAAGCCGAGUUGGAUUCCGAAUACAGCAAAAAGUUGGAAAAACUCACAGACCAGCACAUUUCAAAGCUCAACCAGCAACUUUCAGCAGGUGACUGCAAAAAGAGCAGCAAGGAACCAGGCACCAAAGGCUUCAAUGGGUUCCAACAGUGUUUCGCCGCAUUACUCAAUAUCUCCAAGCAAGCGAGCGUCGAUGUCGGCAAUGAGUCAUACUUGAUGGGUAAUUAUUUCACAGAGCACGUUGUCGCUGCUGCUACAAAUUUGAAGCAAAUACAUGAACAAAAUAGAACAGUUUUGAUCAAAGCGCAGGAAGAUUUUCAGAUAAACGUAACUCAAUUACUGGGCAAAAUGAAAACAUAUCAGCAGAGUCAUGCAGCGCAUCGUAAUGAAUGCGUGAAAUUCGAAGCAGCAUCGGCAGAAUUUGACAAAGCGAAAUUGGCGGGCGAAUCGAAAGGAAAAACGAGUACUGCUAAAGUAAAAAGUGCAGAAAAGAAACGAGUCAAGUAUCAAGCUACUCGCGACGAGACUUUCGGCAAUCUGAACCAGAGAAGAAAUGAAUACUUGAUGGAAAUCGAAGCUGUUAAUAAUUUUGUUGAUAAUAUGUACAGCAAAAUAGCUCCUCAAACUGUGCAGGCUUCAUUUCUGGGUCAUUACGAAUGGUUCCACAGCCUCUUCCAUACACUGAAUGGAAUAAAAGAGGAAAACAUAAAACGGAAGCUUGAAAAAAUCGAGGAGUUUAGGACUGUUUUGACAGAUUUGAGUGACAGCAAAGAUUUUUCGCGCUUCAUGGAAAAUCAUAUCAAAGUUUUUCUACCCAAAGAUAACUUCAAAUACAUAUUUGUUCCACAUGCUGUGAAAAGUGCGAGGGACGCAAUUUCGAAUCUGAGCCUCGAUCUUGAUCUGAAACAAACGUUUGAUGAUCUCAAGACUUCUAUUGCCUCAGCCGACGGGAAAAUGAUCGAAUCCGAAAGCGAUUUAAGAAUUGAAAACGAAGAAAUUCUAGAAAUUGCACAUAAGUUUUACUUAGAAAGUGCCACGUCGCAAAUUAUUUACUCGCUUUACCCGAGUCGCGAUAAAGCUCUAGAGUUCCUGAGUCAAAACUUCAAUGAAAACAUGAAACUAUUCCGCGAACAUCAGAACUCAUAUCUCCAGAAAAACAUGGCAAAAAUGCCAUUGGAAAAUGAGUUAACAAUUUUACAAGGAAGAAAACACGCGAUUGAAGAUAACUUUGGAGCUGACAUAAAAGUCAACGUGGGAUCCUAUAAAUCCGUAGCCAGGGCUUGCAGUCGCCCCGCGUACCGUGCUCGACCCGUAAUCAGACCAAAGUCUAGAAUAAUUGCACCCCUGUUUGGGGGUCAAAUCGACAACUUUUGCAUAGCCGCACAAGUUGAUGUGCCUACAAUAGUGACAGAGUGUAUACAUAAAAUAGUCAGCACUCCUGGAGGACUCACACACCCUGGACUUUUCAGACUCAGUGGAUCUCAAGGUGAAGUGAACAAUCUGAAGACUUGCUUCAACCAAUCUGAAAACCCUUUCGAAGAGGAUGAAGGUAAAGAGUGGGGAUGGAACAAUAUUGCAGCAGUUCUUAAAUUGUAUUUCCGGGAACUGGAGGAACCUUUGUUUCCAAAAAAUGGUUUCCUAGAAUUAAUUAAGAUCUUCGAAUCGAGACCUCUAAGUGAAUCACAAUUCUUAUCUAAACUGACAGGUUUUGUGACAUCUUUGAACGCCAACGUCAUGAUUACGAUGCGAUAUUUAUUCGACUUUUUAAACUAUCUUGCCAAAUUUUCGGACGAAAAUAAAAUGAAUGAGCACAACUUGGCUAUAGUUUGGGCGCCAACGUUGCUUCCGAUACCGGAUGAACAGAAUCAAGUGAUGUAUCAAAAUAUAACUACUGAACUGAUUGAAGUUUUCAUAAAGCAGACGCAGCAAAUAUUCCCAAGAAAUUAUGGCACCUUGUUCAAGUUUGGAGAGGGCCGACAGUUAGAAGAAAGUGGGAAAAUGGAAGUUUCAGAGGAGUACGACGACGUUGCUUCUGGCAAUGACGAUGACUCACUGUACGGAGUCAGUAAUUCGAACAUGAGUUUAGCUUCUCCAAGCAGCCAAGACUUGUCGGAGAGGAACCAGACUACCGAGUCAUCGGAAUCCGGUGAGUUUCUGGAUCUACAUCGCAGAAUAUCAGUUCCAGCAUCACCAGUUAUCAAGGAUCCCAGUCGGGCAGCUUAUACGCGUUCGUUGUCUAUGUCUGUUGUAGUUCCACCGGGAUCCUCGAGAGCUUUGAUGAACCCAAGUCCGCUCUUGGAAACGGGUAAAAACCCACAGUUUAAAUCUGUCGACAUUCCAAUGGAAGAACCUGCCAUAGACCCUGUUCAGACAUCGACAAAUGAGGAGGCACCUGUCUCAAUGGGCAAAGAUGAUGCUGAACCUAACAAAGCGCCUACGCCAGCAGUGAGAAGAAAAUCAAAACCAACCUUGCUGGAUGUUACGGAAGAACCAAUUAUUGUCGUGCCUGAAAGAGAACAAUCGAUGCUCUAUAAAGAUAAGUUUUGAUGACAAAAAGUUAAACAAAAAUUCAUUUAAAAUUUCAAAAUGACGUUAGAGUAGAAAAUAUAAUAAAACAUUUUUAUGUUUAUUCACCAAAUUCUCAUCUGAAA
This is a messenger RNA of Symsagittifera roscoffensis, 3014 nucleotides long. RefSeq names its product SLIT-ROBO Rho GTPase-activating protein 1-like. The coding region runs from base 202 to 2910 and encodes 902 amino acids. The record is from RefSeq and is a predicted model, not a curated record. Gene Ontology annotation, biological process: signal transduction; negative regulation of cell migration. Gene Ontology annotation, cellular component: cytoplasm. The transcript is spliced from 2 exons. NCBI's taxonomy places the organism in Eukaryota, Metazoa, Xenacoelomorpha, Acoela, Convolutidae.